This is a messenger RNA of Pleuronectes platessa (European plaice), 4790 nucleotides long. It is a transcript of the gene klc1b, whose product is annotated as kinesin light chain 1b. Gene Ontology annotation, cellular component: cytoplasm; kinesin complex; membrane-bounded organelle. Gene Ontology annotation, molecular function: kinesin binding. The transcript has 14 exons. The record is from RefSeq and is a predicted model, not a curated record. Gene Ontology annotation, biological process: microtubule-based movement. NCBI's taxonomy places the organism in Eukaryota, Metazoa, Chordata, Actinopteri, Pleuronectiformes, Pleuronectidae. Bases 335 to 2047 code for a protein of 570 amino acids.
GAUGUGCGCCCUGAGCCGUUGUUUGCUUGUUCCGAACGAGCAGUGGGAAGGUCACCAUCAUCCUGCAGACAGCUCCCAUUCUCGUCGCCCCAACAUCAACACUCGUCGCUCUGAUUGCAGUCCAGCUCCAUUACCAUUUGUUUCACACGGAAGGUUUCCUUUUUCAUUUUCAGAAGGAUCUCUCUGGAUUAGCACAGCAAUUGUAUGAUGCUCUUAUCCGGCAUUUAGCGCUGUUGCUGGAUGAGGAGUCAUGAUUUCAUCAGCUUUUGUCUGUGCCAAACUAUGAGGCUCUGAUCUUCCACUGAAACCGAGGUUUCCUUGAGCUAUAUAGAAUAUGUCCACCAUGGUUUAUCCAAGGGAAGAGAAGCUGGAGAAGCUUACACAGGAGGAGAUCAUCUCAAACACGAAGCUGGUGAUCCAGGGUCUGGAGGCCCUGAAGAACGAGCACAACUCCAUCCUCCAUAGCCUGCUUGAGACCAUCAAGUGCCUAAAGAAGGAUGAAGAGGCCAACUUGGUGCAUGAGAAGUCCAACCUGCUCCGCAAGUCAGUGGAGAUGAUUGAACUGGGCCUGGGAGAAGCACAGGUGAUGAUGGCUCUGUCCAACCACCUGAACGCGGUGGAGUCAGAGAAGCAGAAGCUGCGUGCGCAGGUGAGGAGGCUCUGCCAGGAAAACCAGUGGCUGCGUGACGAGCUGGCCAACACCCAGCAGAAGCUGCAGAAGAGCGAGCAGAAUGUGGCCCAGCUGGAGGAGGAGAAGAAACAUCUGGAGUUCAUGAACCAGCUGAAAAAAUAUGAUGAAGAUGUCUCACCCACUCAGGAGGAGAAAGACAGAGAAACACCAAAGGACUCCCUGGAUGACCUCUUCCCAAAUGAUGAAGAGGAGACUGGCCCAGGAAUGCAGCACCAACACAACAGUGCAGCCGUGGCAGCAGCCCAGCAGGGAGGCUACGAGAUCCCAGCCCGUCUGAGGACCCUGCACAACCUGGUGAUCCAGUACGCCUCCCAGGGCAGGUACGAGGUGGCCGUGCCCCUUUGCAAGCAGGCUUUGGAGGACCUGGAGAAGACGUCUGGACACGACCACCCUGACGUGGCCACCAUGCUCAACAUCCUGGCCUUGGUCUAUAGGGAUCAGAACAAAUACAAAGAGGCAGCCCAUCUGCUCAACGAUGCUCUGUCCAUCCGGGAGAAAACCCUGGGAAAAGACCAUCCUGCCGUCGCCGCAACGCUGAACAACUUGGCCGUCCUGUAUGGAAAGAGGGGGAAGUACAAGGAGGCCGAGCCUCUGUGUAAGAGGGCUCUGGAGAUCAGAGAAAAGGUCCUGGGGAAGGACCACCCAGAUGUGGCCAAACAGCUCAAUAACCUGGCUCUGCUGUGCCAGAACCAGGGCAAGUAUGAGGAGGUAGAGUACUACUACUGCCGCGCCCUGGAGAUCUACGAGUGCAGGCUGGGCCCAGAUGACGCCAAUGUGGCUAAAACCAAGAACAACCUGGCGUCCUGCUUUCUCAAACAAGGGAAAUAUAAGGAGGCUGAGAUUCUGUACAAAGAGAUCCUGACUCGUGCCCAUGAGAAAGAGUUUGGAUCUGUUGAUGCUGAGAACAAGCCCAUCUGGAUGCAUGCAGAGGAAAGAGAGGAGAUGAGUAAGGGCAAGCACAGAGACAACACUCCAUACGGAGAGUAUGGAGGCUGGUACAAGGCCUGCAAAGUCAAUAGCCCUACCGUGAACACCACCCUGAGGAACUUAGGGGCCCUGUACCGCCGUCAGGGCAAGCUAGAGGCUGCUGAGACCCUGGAAGAAUGUGCUGUGAGGUCUCGCAAGCAGGGCAUCGACCCCAUAAACCAGACACGUAUGGUGGAGAUCCUGAAGGACACAGAUGGCGACAGGCGGAGGAGCCGUGACAGCCUGUCCAGCGUUAAGUAUGAGAGCGGCUCUGAGACCGGCGAGGAAAUAUCUGACGUCUGCAGUGCACAGUCACCGACUGAGUGCAGUGCACCAGCUUCGGACCUUUUGGUACCAAGAGAGGAAAGAAAAACUGCUGAGUCAGUGUGACCGCAACCGCCCACCCACUGCAUCCCUGACCCGCUUCUCCUUAAGUGCAGCUCCUGUGCUGCUGGAUUUUCACAUCAGUUUGUUGCAGUUACAGAAACCUGGUGCAGGUCAGACAGGACAGGUUAUUGUAAGAAGCAGUUGCAGCUCAGAUUUCCAGAUGUGUAGGUGUCACAGUUGCAUCAGGAAGCUGAACCCGCCCAGAGCUCCUAUUCUUACAAUGUGUGCCGUUUUUGUCUUUUUGUCUCUUUCUCUCUUUCUCUUUUAUCAGGCCUAAGCCAUCAAGAUUAUUCCUCCAUCCUUCUCUCCUUCCCCAACACAAUAGUAAAAGGAUGUGUGUUGUCGUUCCCUCUGGCCUUCUCUGUCCCAACAAACCAAGCCCCUCUGCUGUCCCGGCACCCCCCUCCGCGGCAGAGCCUCAGAAAGCCCCCACCUGGUUGUCACCUCUGUCCCCAGUUCCACCGACCGCUGCCGGGACGUUUGGUCUUCUCUUCUCAUCUGUGCUCUGGUUUUUUCCCCCUCUCCCUCUCUUUCUCUCUCUCUUUCUCUCUCUUAACCUUCCGCCUCACUAACCAUGUGUCGUUCUCCAUGUCAGAAAUCAUUACGCGUACUCUUUCUCUCACUUAACAUUCAAAAUAGUCAGUGUAUGUAAUAUUACCCUGUGAGGAAGUCACUCGCACAUUUACCUUCUCUCCAACACCCACUUGUAAUUUUUAAUGGAUGCAGAGUUGAUUUAUUAGCUGGAUAGGAGAAGAGGGAAGAUGGAAAUAUAGAUUACUGGAAAAAGGAAAUGCUGAAAGAUUCUGAGGAUCAGUGCUUCCUUUGAAAGCAGCUUUAGCUCCAGACAUCGCUCCAACCCACAGUCAGAUGAAAACUAGCUGAUACUAUAGACUUAAUAUUAUACAAAAUAAUAUAUUUCCACCGUUGAUUUGAAACAGUCGCACGCUGAAUUUGUUUGUUGCCUUGAGAGCUCAGGGCACUUUCACACCACACACAACACGUAUUUGGAUAAAAACAACAUUGAAAAAUAGAAGAGUAAAAAGAAGCGCACAAGGCUCAAAGGAGUGGUUGCAGUGUGGAUAUAAUGUUAAAGCCACAAUGACGCUCAUUUGGCACAUUAAGUGUGGAGCACUGAACCUGAAGUUGGUGAUGCCGGUCGUAAAAAAACACAAUAUAACAGUUGAAAUGAAGUUAACAAAACCGUUCAUUCAUUUUCUCUCACAUGGAAAGACUACUACCGUAUACAUACAGAUGUCUUCAGUUCAGGAGGAUCGGCCUCGUAGGUGAUGGUGACAGGACGUAUGCAUGUCAUACACAUGUAAAACCAAAACUAACAGCAUCAAAUGUACAAUGCAACAAAGACAUGAACCUUGGUUUGGACCGUGAUCAAGACCUUUGAGGCUCUCAGCCUGUUUCAAAGUGACAAUUGACCUCAAAGCUAGAUUCCAACCGGCCUGUGUCACUUGUAUCUUAUUUUCCAUGCACCUUUUUACAAUUUCUGUUUCAACUCAAUGCCUGAGAUCAAACGCCUGAACAGAUGAAAUGGUACUGCAAAGCUACACAAGCCAAUCCGGACAUUUACAAUAAUUUCUUUCAAAAAUCUUCAGCCUAGUUGGCAGGAAAUGAGAAGGGAGCAUUACUGUUUUUGUUUUUAUAGACGUAUUUGAUUCGAGUUUUGUAUGAUUUUUGUUUACGUUUUUUUUAAAAGGAUACUUUUCGAUAGUUUUGUGGCUGAAUAUAAAGGUAGUAGUUUGUCAACAAUAACAUUGUGUUUACCUGUUGUGAAUGAGAAGAAAAACGCUCAGCACAAUUUAAGGCAAAGACCGACGGCAAAAUCGGUCCGAUCGCAGCAAGCUGUUGUUGCCAUAGUGAUUUAUCUUCAAGUUGCUCUCAGUUAUGUCCUUGGAUUGAUGGAGUAUUCACGCACGCUCUAUGUUGGCACACGAUGUACACAAAGGCUUGCAUUUACAAAGAAACUAGUCGAGGAGCACAGACCCCUGAAAGAUUGCCAUGAUAACAGAUUUCAAAAUAAAGGACACACAUGCCCAGAAUUGCCUUGAUUUGUUGGUGUAGGAAUAAUACUUAGAUUUAAUGGAAGCCUUGAUUCCACUGUAGUGUUAGUGUGUAUUCGUGUAUGUUUUGGUGGUACAGUCACAGUGCCCGCUCUGGCUAUGGUUACGGUAUUUUGAAAACAAAGCUCAAUGGGGUGUGUUGCCUUUUUUCUUACACGGUUGUUUUGCAACAUCGUCGUUUUGGUGAAUCAUGUUUUUAGCCACCAGAGGUACAAGUGCAAGUCUUUUCCUCAAGAUCAACAUGUUAUUUGAGAUGUUUAACUAACUGAAUGUACUUUAACAUCUUGGAAGUAUAAUUGUAGGCUGUAUUUAUAGAUUUGUCAAGUGCAUUGACUAUUAUAUGGCUUUUCAGUAUGCUACUUGCCUUGAUUCUUCAUUCCUUCCAAUGAGUCCACCUAUACUUCUAAAGCAACUCCUGAACAAAAGAAGAACUGACUAUGUUCAUCACAUAAUUAUGACAAUAUUGUUGUGUUAGUGGAAUGCUUAUUUAUUGAACUGUCUAUUCUUGACAUAUAUAGUGUGACUUCAGUUUCCUCAAGUGGAAGAACAUUAAUGGUAAGGUCUAUAAGCACUAUCUUAGUAAGUAGGACUGCAUUAUAUUUACCAUUCUGCAUUGUGAAGACUAUUGCAUCAACACUUGUUGGUAUUCUCAAAUAAAGUUUUUCAUUUGUGAA